AAACAAAAUCUACAAAGAAAAUGCGUCUGAAAGUUGCAGCUUUUCUCUUUGUCGCACUCUCUCACUUGGUGGAUGAUUCUUGGGGGUUGCAGAGUCAUAUAGGCCGGGGUGGUGAUGGUGGCGGUAAAAAAACGACAUUGGGCAGCCAUGCAAAGUAUGCGUAUACAACGGGCAGUUAUUACCGUAGAAAUAAUUUUGGCGAUGGAGAAGAAAUCAGUAAGCUGAGGGUGCUCAAAUGGAAGGACGAAGAAUCCUAUAAGAACAUAAUGUCCAUGAUCGCUGAUGGAAUUGCAGCAGAAUCUGGAGAUGGUGAAACUCAGAUUAUGAUGGAAAUGUUGGACGAACUUGCCAGCAUGCCUGACGAGGAAUUCAAGCAAUUCAUGGCUGAGCAUGAACUUGAAGGAAUUGCAGACUCUGAUGAGCUGCUGUUAUCAAAUCAUUGAAAAAUGGAGUUUUCUGACGGACAGACCUACCAAUAGACAACCCGUUUUCAUUUGAUGUUCCAUUUUUUUUAUUGUUUCAAACAGAUAUUGCAGAUUCAAAAAAAAAAAAAAAUGGCGCCACUAUAAA
This is a messenger RNA of Styela clava, 570 nucleotides long. The record is from RefSeq and is a predicted model, not a curated record. Lineage: Eukaryota; Metazoa; Chordata; Ascidiacea; Stolidobranchia; Styelidae.